CAAAUUAAUAUAUUUAUAAAUUCGAAUAGAUUUUAUCUGUAUAGUACUACUACUCACCAUAAAUAAUGAACUAAUGGAAAAUGCUUGGACUAUUCAAUAAAUUCUUCUUUUCUUGCAUUUUCAACUCAAUCUUUAUCUCAUGCUUUCGUCUUCGUCUUCGUCAACGGUGGAGCAACCAUCACGUGGCGGAAGUCCGGGAAUCAACGCCGUGUCCUCCGAUGUUUUACGGUCUAACAUCCUAACCCGCCUCGACGGUUCCUCUCUCGCCGCCCUAAGCUGCACGUGCUCCAACCUAAACUCUUUUUGCUCCGACGAGUCCCUCUGGAGGCAACAAUGUUCCGCUACAUGGCCUUCUACCUCGGAUACACGUGUCCAAAGCAUCAUCUCAACGUUCCCCGACGGUCACCGGACGUUUUUUUCCGAUUCCUUUCCGUUUCUUGAACAUGAUGUUGGGAUCAAUCUCCCACCGUCCGUUGAUACCUCGGAGUUAAUCUCAGCCGUUGAUAUAUUCUACAAAGAUGACGUGAUUUUCUCAAGGGUUCAUGUUACAGAGACAGUCUCUGGUUGGUUCCUUUGCUCACCUAUGCGUGUCGAUCUUGUCGAACCGAAAGAACUAAUUCCGACCAGAGUUUUGGUUACGGACCAAUGUAAGGAUGACACGUGGAAAAGUGACUUGGAAGAGAAUCUCUCCUUGAGCUGGAUACUCAUUGACCCGACAUGUAAACGUGCGGCGGAUGUAUCAACCCGUAAACCUGUCUCGGUGCACCGUCAUUGGUUAACCGGAGAAGUCCACGUAAAAUUCUCCUCUAUUUUUGUCGUGGGCAACAAGAAAAGGUCGGAGCAAGUGGAGUUCACUGUAACGGUGGUGCUGGCGGUGUUUAACCGGAGGGAAGAGGAGACAGCAGUGAUGCAGAUAAGAGAGGUGAGCCUAGUAGCAGAGGACAAGGAUGGGAGGAAUUUAGGAGGGAAGGUUAGUUUGGAAAUUUUGGUGGCGGCCAUGGGGAUGAAACGUAGGUUUAGGGCGGGAGGGGAAGAAGAAGGGAAAGAGAAGUACAUAGAAUAUAUGGAGAGGAAGACCGCGAAGGCGGAGAUGAAGUGGCGGCGAGGGAAAGAAACGGCUAUGGAGACGGCGGCGUGCUGGAUCGCCGUCCUCUUACUUGGUUUCCUUUUGUGUUUUUAUCUGUUUAUGCAUAAAAAUUUAGUAGCUAUUAUGAAAAAACUAAUAAAAUAGUUAAAUAAUAUGUUUUGAUUCAAAACUUCAAUGGAAUUGCUUUAUUCAAAGAGG
This is a messenger RNA of Arabidopsis thaliana (thale cress), 1285 nucleotides long. RefSeq names its product F-box family protein. The record is from RefSeq and is marked reviewed. Lineage: Eukaryota; Viridiplantae; Streptophyta; Magnoliopsida; Brassicales; Brassicaceae. Bases 140 to 1231 code for a protein of 363 amino acids. The transcript has a single exon.